GAGUACUGGACUGACUAGCGGCCUUUUCGGGUCGUACGUUACUCUUCGUUUCGGCUACCCAGUUUUAUGGGCUGCAAAUGAAACCUAGUAUCAGUCUCUUGGCAUCACAGUGUAACCAUAUAAAUGCCACAAAAGCUAUUGCUCGUGUGUGCUUUGUACGAUUAUAACCGUCAACACACUGAUGAACUCUCAUUUAAGAAAGGUGAUUUAUUAACAGUAUCAAAACAAUUAGAAGGUGGUUGGUGGGAAGGUAGUUUGAAUGGAUACGUUGGUUGGUUUCCUAGUAAUUAUGUCACAUAUACUACUACUACUACUACUACUACUAGUCCAGGAGAUGAAAAGCCUAGUCCCACAACUGAUGAAAGUUUAUUGACUCAUUUACAAAAUUUUCAAAAUGAAAUUAUACAACAUAUACUAGAAGGUGAAUUACGACAAGUUAGUGAACUAUCUCAAUUAUUGUCAAUAUUUCUGAUUGAUUUGGAACCCUUACUUCAUUUAUCAUUUUUGAAUAAACUUACUCAUUUAAGAGAUAUAUUAAUUCAAACUAUUAGUAUACAUCAACAUUUGGCAUCAGCUUUAAGUGAAAUGAAACGUUCACAUGGACCAAAAUGUAUGGGUCGAUUAUUUUUAGAUUUUGCUUCAGCAAUUAAUGCUGUUGGUUGUGAUUAUUCAAAAAUUUAUUUACAUGUUAUCACUGGAUUAGAACAACAUGUUACAGAAGUAACAAAACAUAUGCGUUCAUUUAAUAUUAAUUUACAAUUACAUCAUUGUAAACAACAACUUACACUUGUAUUUGAACGUUUAAGUCGUUAUCCAUUACUGUUAAAAGAAAUGGAACGUUAUUUAGAGGAGCCGCAUAUUGAUCGAGACGAUAUUCUUCGUGCAAUGCAUGUUUAUGGUGAAAUAUCUGAAAGAUGUGCAAUUCUUAGAAAAUUUAAAGAAUAUGAUAUUAAUGUAUUAUUGUCAAUAAUAAAUGGAUGGCAAGGACCGCCUAUUCAACAAUUGAAUGAUCCAAUCUUAACGUUACGUGUUCUUUUAGUCAAUAUACAAUUACAUAAAUCCCAGCUGUUAUUAUCUCUGCCAGAUUUUAUUUAUACAGAUGAUAUAUUAAAAAGAAAAACACAGUUAUCAUUAUUGGUGAUAUUUCCUACUUGUGUACUAUUAUUGGCUAGAACAAAUCAAUCGAAUGUAUAUGAUUUUACUGCCAAAAUACCAUUGAACAAUUUAGCUGUGAUUAGUUCCAAUGAAAGUGAAACAGAUUUGGAAUUAUUGAUUACAGAUGCUCAUUCAAUGCAUGUAGUAGAUACAAUUCCAUGUCAAAUGACACUUGCAUGUACCGAUCAAAAUGCUCGUGAUUUAUUAGUAUCCACAUUAACUGAUUUAAUUCAAUAUCAAAUUCAUAAUGAACAACAAACCCCGAGUAUGGAUUCAUCAUGUCCUGUGAAAAUGGAGCCUAAUUCGGCAGAUGAUUGUUUCAAUUCACAAUUAAAUGCGAAUCCAUGUGAGACUAUGGUGCAAAACGCUUUGCCUGUACGUAAAGACAAUGUAGAGAAUGAAAAAUCAUUAAAAAUGACAGAAAAUAAUGAAAUCCCAAUUGAUCAUCAUCAUUGUGACCAGUCAAUAGUGAUGUCGUCGACUGUGUCCAUGAAAGAGUCAGCCAACAUCAAAUUACCACUUGAUUCCACCACUAAUGAUAAUUUGAUUGUUUCGCACAAUGUUGUCAAUAAAGAUGGCGAUUUUGUCAAUAGUAAUCUAACCAACAAUCACAUCACCACUAUACAUGAUACUAAUGAACAGUGUAUAUUAUCAUCAUUGAGAAAAAAGAAAUCACCUAGACCAUUGACUGAACCUUUAAAUGUGUGCGCUGAACAACACCAACAACUGAAACAACCAUUGACUAUUGAAUGUCAGUCAAACAAAAUCAUAACACCAGUGAAUACGUCUGGUAGUUUAAUUUCAACUUCUGAUUUAUUUACAUCAUCGUCAAGUUUACGAUAUUUACCGCAUAGAAUUACUAAUAGAGCUCAUAUUCAUUGGUUAGGUCAUGUUGCUGAUCAAUCAACAAUAGUCAGUAAACAACAUUCACCAUCUUCAACAUAUAAUCAUUAUUUAUCUGAUAGUUUUUCAUAUAAAACUACCACUUCUAAUGAACAAUUAUCUUGUAUUGAUCAUUUAAUUCAUCCAAUCAACUGUCUACGUAUUGAUGGUCCAAUGAAUUUUGCCAAAGAUAAUCAUGCAACGAUUGGUUCAGUGAAUACAUUAAAUAAAUUAGGUUUGUUUAUUGAUCAGCCCGCACCUGGUCUGUUAAUGGAUUCAUCUAUUGUCCAAUCAAAUCAAAAUAUUAAAUUAUUCGAAUCAAAUAAGGAAUCACGUCGUAAACGUGGUGAUCGUCAAAAAAGUGCUAUCACUGCAGAAGAUGUAUUACGUUCAACUGGAAAAAUUCAUGAAAAUGAAUUACGUACAGCUGAUGAUACAACAAUUUUACAAGUGAUUGAAGCAUACUGCGCUAGUUCAUGGAUGCACUACAAUUAUCGAGCAUUGGACUCUGGUAAAAAUGAAUCUCGACUAGGCAAUGGCUGUGGUAGUGGUGAUCAGGGGAUAUUAUCACCAGUGGAAAGUAAAACAUUACUGCAACAAUUUCGUUAUCCUAAAAAACUCUCAACAUCAUCAUCUUCAUCAUCAUUUCUCUCUUCUAUAUCCACAACACCAUUAUCAUCGGGCGCGCAUUUAAAACAAGAACAACAAACCGCACCAAUCACUGAAUUCUCUCGACAAAGUGCACCACUUUCAUUGUUCAAUUCAAAAGCAUCAUUAAAACGAUCUGAAUCCACAACAAAGAAUAAAUCACAAACAUCUUUAUCACAAAGCAGUGCUAAUACUACUACCACUACUACUAUGACGACGACGACGACCACCGCAGUUUACUUAAAUCAACACGUACCACCAAUUGAUAUGAUGACGAUGACCACCACUGGUGGUACUAAUUGUACUACUCAUUGUACCACAUGCGAUGAUCUUCCUGCGGCACUACAUCAAUCUGUCAAUUAUGCAAUCAAUACACAAUGUGAAUCAAUUUUGAAAACAUUCUCACCACCUCCAGUAAUUCUACCGACACGUAGUGGUCGACGUUAAUCGGCCAAGAAUGUGUUUGUUUGUUUAUUAACUUAGAUAUUAUUAUGAAUAUUUAUUGACUUGAAUUGAAUUGAUUUCAUAUUUCUAUUCAUUUUCAUUGAUUUUUCUGUUUUGAAUAUAUUUUCUCGCCUUUUUUGUUUUACUGUUCAUUUGUCUCAUGCUGGGUUUAUUUAGUGAAUUUUAGUUGU
Messenger RNA from Schistosoma turkestanicum, 3320 nucleotides. The record is from the annotation of a GenBank genome assembly. NCBI's taxonomy places the organism in Eukaryota, Metazoa, Platyhelminthes, Trematoda, Strigeidida, Schistosomatidae.